This is a messenger RNA of Cucumis melo (muskmelon), 3362 nucleotides long. RefSeq names its product autophagy-related protein 9. Gene Ontology annotation, biological process: protein localization to phagophore assembly site; autophagy of mitochondrion. Lineage: Eukaryota; Viridiplantae; Streptophyta; Magnoliopsida; Cucurbitales; Cucurbitaceae. The record is from RefSeq and is a predicted model, not a curated record. Gene Ontology annotation, cellular component: autophagosome; phagophore assembly site. Bases 447 to 3119 code for a protein of 890 amino acids. The transcript has 11 exons.
AACCGAAGGAGCAGUCUGCUCGAUUGAGGCUGUGGAGAAGAGGGUAAGGGAAGAAUUACCGAAGCUCACGUUUCUUCUUCUGGGACUCUCAUUUUCUUUUUUCUCAAAUCCCAGUUCUUUAUUCAAACCAACUCACAAUUGAACUCUCAAUCAACUUAAUCCAACUUCCUUCAGCAGAUUCAUUCAUUCAUUCAUUCUCUAUAAUUUCUUCUUCCCUUUCACGCAACCGCUUUGUUUUUCCCCCCUUUGAUUUCCCCUCUGUUUCUAUCGAUUACCCUCGUUUCUUUGAUACCCACCUUCUCUUUUCCCGAUUUUAAUCUUUCCCGAUCAUCCAAAUAAGUAAUCUCGACUUCGGUUUGUCUUAUCUUCAUCUACUUCACCCCCUUCAUUCAUGUUUUUUUGAAGGGAAUGGACUUGCUUUAUCUGCCCACUGUCCACCUUUGUGAAUGAUGCUCAGUGGAACAGCGGGUGCAGAUAAUGUUGGAAUUUUUAGAUGGAAAUCUCAUGGUGAAUCAUCUUUAACAUCUGCUUUGCUUAAGGAUGUGCCACCAGAGAUUGAACUAUCUACCUUUGGAAGAGUGCCGAAUCCUGGUAGUGAGAGCCCUACUGGGCUUCUUGAUGGGGAGCGUUUGAAUGUGGAACCAAUAGCUGACUUGGACCUAUUUUUUGAAAGACUUUAUAGCUAUUACUGUGACAAAGGGCUUUGGUGCAUCAUUACGAAGUGGAUAGUAGAGCUUCUGAGUCUUGGCUUUACCAUAUGUUUCUCAGCAUUUUUCUUACUAUUCGUUGAUUGGAAUGGUCUCCGCAAUGCCAAGUGUGGGAUGGAUGCAGUGGAAUCUGGAACUAAACCAUGUGAUCUUGCCAAGGAAGCUCUUCACAAGCACCCCUUACACCAUAUGACAGUUUCAAAAGCUAUCAUCAUUGGAUAUUUAGGCAUAUUUUCUGUUUAUUGGAUCUUUUGCUUUUUUAGGUUUUUUGCACAGCUGAAGGACAUUUUAGGAAUCCGUCGCUUUUAUUACAACAGUCUUCACAUAUCUGACAAUGAAAUCAAAACUAUGCCAUGGGCGACAAUUCUUGAGAAGGUUGUUGAGCUGCAAAGUACUUGUCAACUCUGUGUGGCUAAGGAUCUUUCUGCUCAUGAUGUGGUCAUGCGCUUGAUGCGGAAAGAGAACUACCUGAUUGGGAUGCUUAACAAAGGAGUACUUGCUUUUCCAAUUCCGAAGUGGGUCCCAGGUGCUGGCCCAGCUGUGAAAUUUGACUCCUCUGGAAAUCAUUAUCGAUUAACAUUGACAAAAAGUCUUGAAUGGACCUUGAAUUGGUGUAUACUACAGAGCAUGUUUGAUCGUAAUUACUGCGUCAGAAGGGAGUUCAUAUCCAAUCCUAGUACAUUGAAGAAAAGGCUUAGGGUAGUUGGAGUAGUGAUGCUCCUGCUUUCUCCGUUUCUGGUCAUAUUCAUGUUGGUCUACCUCUUUCUAAGGCAUGCUGAACAGUUCUAUAACCACCCAAGUACAGCAUCAUCUCGAAGGUGGUCAAAUUUGUCGAAGUGGAUAUUUAGGGAAUAUAAUGAGGUUGAGCAUUUGUUCAAGCACAGGAUCAAUAGCAGUGUGCUUCAUGCUUCAGAAUAUCUCAAGCAAUUUCCCUCUCCCAUUAUUUCAAUAAUUGCCAAGUUCAUCUCAUUUGUCUUUGGUGGCUUUGCUGCUAUUCUGAUUAUCAUUGCUUUUUUGGAAGAAUCUUUACUGGAGGGCCAUAUUUUUGGCCGCAACCUCCUCUGGUAUGCUGCUGUUUUUGGAACUAUAACUGCUAUUAGUCGGGCUGCAGUUACAGAUGAGAUCUUAGUUUUAGAUCCUGAGGGGGCAAUGUCCAUGGUUGUUCAGCAUACUCAUUAUAUGCCAAAAAGAUGGCGUGGCAAAGAAAAUUCUGAGCUUGUUCGACUAGAAUUUGAAAACCUUUUCCAGUAUACAGGAAUGAUGUUACUUGAGGAGAUGGUCUCCAUUUUUCUCACCCCAUUCUUGCUUGUAGGGUGGAUGACAUUUUGCAGUUUAUUGCAGACUUCACAGUGCAUAUUGAAGAGUCAAAUGAGAUUCAAAAGAGUUCAGAGAAGUAAAGCCUGGGGGAAAUUCAAAGAGUUCCCUCUCUUCCUAAACCAAACCACCAAAACUUUCAGUUCCUUUAACUUCCAAAAACAUGGAAAUAGCAGUUAUGGGUCACCACAUAAUGCGCCAGGUGCAGAGAGAAGCUCCCAGGGGAAAAUGGAGAAAUCAUUUUUGAGUUUCUGUAGUAACUAUCCUGGAUGGGAACCAAAUGCUCAAGGAAAGCAGUUCAUGUCAAAUCUACGGAAUUUUAGGGAGAGAACGAUGCAGCAACGGGGAUGCAUAUAUCAGCCACAUGAAAUGUCUCAAGCAAGUCGCAAUUUGGUCGGACAUCGGGACAGGAACGGCAUUUUUCCGGGGGAAUUACCCUGCCAAAAUUCAGCAGCUGGUAAUUGGAUGGAUUUUCUGUGGCUGGAUGAACGCCAGAGAAACUUUCCAUACCUGCUUGAUCAUUAUUAUACAAGCGGACCUCGAGAUGUAGCCAAUUACUCGAGAGACAUUCCUGAAGAAUCAUCUGAAUUAAUGGAGCUGAACAGCGUUUACUGGAUUCCACCCCACAUCACUCAAAGAAAAGAAAGAUAUGAAGACUUCUGGAAGGAAGAUCAUCUCGAGGAUCGAUCACAAACUCAUCUUGGGGCUUCCACAUCAGCUACUCAUCUUGGGGCUUCCACAUCAUCUCCUAUCAUUGGCAGAAGCAUAUUUCAUCAUCAAGAAUCUACCGUUGCGAAUUCUGGUGGUACUAAAACUCGGUGGUGGGAUCGAAAUAUUGUAUCUCAUGAACAACCCCAAACAAGUUUCAUGGAUCCUCCUAAUUUCAACAGGUACACUACUACCAUGAAGAGUCAGUAUGAUAAUGUCUCUGAACGAAGCUUGGAGGAGCAACAACACAUGGAAUGGAGUGAUUUUGGAAAGUUAUCUCGACCCACCUACCUAGAAGACAUAGAGACUGGAGAGUUGGAUCUUCAUUUUGGAGAUGUGUACAGCAGAACUCCAGAAACUCCUAAACCCGAACCUACAAGCUUUGAGUAAUUGCUUGUACUUUUAUGUGGAAGCUUUCACUUUACAACUAGGGAUGGAUGUUGAUUUUCUGGGUUCUUUUAUGUUUUCUGUCAAAUUUAUAGAUCCUUAAAUUCUUUUUCUGUACAUAAAUUCAUCAAACAAAAAUAUUCUUCAUAGGCUUCUGUUUGGUUUGAAGCCUAUUGAAAACCGUGGGAAGGUGUAAGUAAUGGCACAUUCAAGUUAUUAAUGACACCCAAAUUCAUUCUUCCAUCA